UUUUGACAAUUAGCUUCUAUGACACUUUUCAAAAUUAUUUUAAAAUGUCCAACCCCCCAUCCAGUGUGCCUUCAGACUUAGGUGCGCAUAGUCUUAUAGUAAAGCCUAUCAAAAUAGAAGAGAAACAGUCAACCAAAUUUAAAAGCACCCAAUCGGAGAACAAAUUAAAAACCACCAAAAGUAUCAAAAAUAAAAUUGUCAGCAAAGUCAGAUCUUGGAGUAACAGGGACAAAUAUAUAAAUGGAACAACAGGAAUGGAUGCAGCAAUAGGAAAGAGGGAGUAUGGUGAAGAUGAUAGUGAGCCCGUGGUAAAUAUAGCAGAUUCAAAUCUCUCACGUGCUAGAGGUAGUUUGGAAAAUUUGUUGUGUGAUAACACAGUAAAUGAGAGUGGAAAAUAUCGUUCUUUAUCAGCGGCAUCCACAUCUACUACAAGAAACUCUCAGCUAUCGCCGAAGUCAUCACCAGGUACUUCCAAAUCUAGUAAACACCUGGUAUGGGAUCCUUUCGGUAAAAGAGGGCCAAAAAUUCGUAAAGAUUUGGGAAGAACAAAGAAACGGAGCAAAAAUGUCGCAGAACUACCCAAGCAAGAACCUUUCUACGUGCCCAUGGAGGGUAAAUCUUGUUUGGCAAAACAAGAAGCUAAAGAAACUUUAGAAGACACUGAAACCGUUGAGGAAGAGUAUGGGUAUAAAUACAAAUAUUUUCCAAAAAAUAGCAAAUCUGUAGUGUUUACAAAUGAGGUGUUUGUGGUAUAUUUCAAUGAUCACGAUGUUGUAUCUGAGGUUAAAGAACCUCUGAAGAAAGAUAUUGAGCAAGUAGAGAGAAACAAAGAGAUGAGACAAGGGAAUUUGAUGCGGACGGAAGAAAAAUAUAAUUUGUGUUUGUAUUGAAUCUAUUUGGGUCUAUAUUUGGUUAAAAUUAAAAAUAAUAUACUACUUACAA
This is a messenger RNA of Diabrotica virgifera virgifera (western corn rootworm), 942 nucleotides long. RefSeq lists its product as uncharacterized. The record is from RefSeq and is a predicted model, not a curated record. The coding region runs from base 45 to 890 and encodes 281 amino acids. The transcript has a single exon. Lineage: Eukaryota; Metazoa; Arthropoda; Insecta; Coleoptera; Chrysomelidae.